AGGGCAACCCUUUUUAUGUACUCUCCUGAUGACGUCUGCUUUUCCUGUCACCAAUUAUAUUUCUCGCCUCAGGGGUUUAAUCAAGUCUUGAUGAAAAUGGACAGAGUAAGGACCACAGUUACCAAUAUUUUUGGCAGGGUCCCUCUCACUUACACACGCUUCAGUUUGACCCCACAAACAGAUGGAGACAGCAGUCAAGUGGAGAUGAAGUUGGCAGAUGAGGAAGAGUGUGGUGAUCAUCCUCUGGGAGACCAUCUUGUGAAAAAUCAGUCUGGAAAAAAUGGCUGCAAAAGUUUAUGCUUUAAAGUCCUGAUAGUUGUCCUGCUGUUCUUGAUAGGAUUUCUUAUAGGGUACUUGACUUACCGGGGUCGUGUUGGCUCUGAGCAGCCUAGUAGUGGAGCGUGCCUGCCUUCAAAUGAUGUGAAUACUGAGGAGGAAGUGUUUGAUACAAAUCCACCGACUAUAUACUGGAGUGAUUUAAGGUCUAUGUUUCGAGAUAAGAUGGCUGUUGCCCCAUUUGAGAAAAACGUACAAGAGCUAUGCAGCCGUUCUCGUGACGCUGGUGCGGAUAGUGAAGAGACUUUGGCUAAAAUGAUUAAUGAGAAACUCGGCGCCAUUUUAUCCAAGGUGUGGAAUGACGAGCAUUACGUCACUUUACAAGAGUCUAACAGGGCUAACAAAAUCACACUUUUGAAAGAUGAUUCAACACUAGAGACUUUUACGCUCUCUUCGUAUGUUGCUUACAGUCCUGCCGCCUCUGUUAAUGGUAGCCUCGUGUAUGGCCGUUUUGGUACUGAGAGAGACUUUGAAGAUCUCAGUGCAAAAAACAUUGAUUUAAGUGGAAAACUAAUUAUUUUACGAUCUGGAUCUAUACCCUUUUCAGAAAAGGUCCGAAAUGCUGAACGGGUUAAAGCAUCUGGGGUCCUAAUUUAUCCUAAUCCUGAAGAUGUUUCCUUUCCUGGUCAAAAUGGUGACAUUGAUUCUCUGUUUGGACAUGCUCAUUUUGGUACUGGUGAUCCUUUCACUCCUGGCUUCCCAUCAUUUAACCAUACCCAGUUUCCACCAUCAAAGUCUUCAGGACUCCCACAGAUUCCAGUUCAAACACUUUCUAGUAGAGAUGGAAGAAAGCUUUAUGAAAAACUUGAAUCUACUGGCUGUCCCGAGACUUGGAUGAGCGGCUGCAAACUAGGCAACCAGUAUAAGGUUAAGCUUGAAGUGAACAAUAAUUAUGUUGAAAAGAAAAUUUACAAUGUCUUUGGAGUUCUUAAAGGCGUUGAUGAACCAGAUCGCUAUGUUGUGGUAGGGGCCCAGAGAGACUCUAUGGGCAUAGGAGCAUCCAAGGCAUUUGUUGGGACAUCUUUGCUUGUGGAGCUUGCUCGCAUGAUAUCAGAAGUGGUUAAGGAUGGGUAUAGACCCAGACGCAGCAUUGUGUUUGCAAGCUGGGGUGCAGGGGACUUUGGAGCUGUUGGUGCAACCGAGUGGUUAGAGGGUUACCUUACUACUCUACAUCUUAAAGCAAUAUCCUAUAUCAGUUUGGAUGCCAUUAUCCAAGGAUCUGAUUCGCUGGAAGUGUCUGCUAGCCCUCUGAUGUACAGCAUGAUCCAAAAAAUCCUGAAAGGGAUCCCAGAUCUUGUCACUAAUAAGCCAAAAUUUAGUUAUGGAUUCUCCAUGGAUGAUGCUGCAUACCCCUUCCUUACAUAUUCCGGUAUCCCAUCUGCGUCUUUUCGUUUUCAAAAGGAUAAAAAACCAUAUGCAUAUCUUGGAACUGAGAAGGACACUUACGAAAAUUUUAGGAACUUGGUGAAUGUCAACAGUAUGUACAGAACUGCUGCAGAUUUAACUGGCCAGAUAAUUCUGCGUCUGACGCAUGACCACAUUCUGCCGCUGGACUUAACUCAAUACAAAUCUGAACUGCUUAAGAGAACCAUGGAGCUUGAUGAUCAACGGACUUUAACUAGUAUGCAGAUGACCACAAACUGGAUGAGUUCUGCUAUGGGUGACUUCGGCAGGGCAGCCACCACGCUCAAGGACAGUUUUGCAAACACUGACACAGAAAACAAGCCUUUUCUCCGUUCUCUAAAUGAUAGACUCAUGAAGGUUGAGCACUCUUUGCUGUCUCCUUACGUUUCUCCUAAAGAAUCACCAUUUCGUCACAUUCUCUAUGGCUCUGGCAAUCACACCUUCGAUGCAGUGAAGAAGCACCUAGAUUUACUGAAAGAGAACAAGGAACCGUUUAAUCGAGAUCUGUUUAAAAACCAGCUGGCUCUUCUUACUUGGACUUUACAGAGCACCGCAAAUGCCCUGGAAGGCGAGAUCUGGGAAAUAGAUAAUGAGUUUUAAGAUGAUGCCGUACAUGUCAAACGUGAAGCACUUAUUUCUAUUCGAUUCCCACUAGAUAUCAUCUACAAUAUUUGUUUUCCCUCCCCUUUCUCUAAGUCAACCUCCCUGAUGAAUUAGUUAUGUAUACAUUAUUUUUUUCCUCUCUCCAUUCUGUGCCAUACCAGCUACUGAGACGAGCAUGCUAGGUCUUUAUUCUAAUCUACUGCCCUAAAGGGUGGUAUGUGGAAUGCUCCUUUAACCACCUCUUUCAGGUCAUGGACUUUCCAUGCGUUUGUAAAGUCUCAGAAUAGCUACAGACACUAGAUAAAACCAGGAAUAUUUUCCAGUACUGAGGCCGGCCUUUACCCUAAAAACGAGCCACCUGGUUUUUGUUACCAUUUCUUAUUGGCUGCCUCCUUCAGGUUACAAAGUCAACUGCUACUCUACCUGCAGUGCAGGAGCAGUAAUUACAUUGAUGGAUGGGUUCAAGCUAGCUGGAUUGGGAACGUCUAUUUAGCACUGAAUACUUAUUUAUUUAUCAGUGACAGCGAUCACUAUAAAUGGUGUUAAUUUUGUUAUUCUGGUAAUUAUCGGAAGCAGUGCCUUCCAUAAUUGACGGUUAUACUGUCGGAUUUUUUUUUUUUCUACGAUAAAAGCAGCAUCUGCUUAACCGGUCUGACAUGAUACUGGAAUUUCUACUCUUACUGUACAGUGCGACAGAAGGCUUAUACCGAAGACCUUGCAAUUGUUGUAACUUGGUAGGAACAAUCUUUCUAUUGAUAAGAGAGCGUCUUCGUAUUGGUGGUUGGCUUCGUUCAUCAAGAAAAAGGCAAUAGAUUACAAUUGCCCAAAUGACAUUUUUUUUCCCUAUGGACGGACAACGUCUUGGUGCAAGGACUAAAAUGUACUGUGUUCAGGCACGCCGCUAAUCAAGGCAGGCAACUACCAAUUUCGGUGAUUGCAAGGUCUUUUCUGUCCCAUUGUAUCGUUAGUAGGAACCUCUCAGCAGGUAUUAACCUGCAGCCUUAAUGUUACCUUGCUUUUGUGCAUGCCCCUAUGGAAAAUGAAGAUUAGGAAGGUGACGUGAACCAUGCAGCCGUGCUGCUCUCCAGGAGUCACCUGGGUUGUGCUGCAACGGUGGCCAUUGGUCUAUGCUGUAUUCAUACCCACUUUUCCAUGAUUGAUGCACAGAGUGGGCAUCAAUGGAGGAGAGGUGGGCUUAAUUACAGCCAAGACCGAUUACAACUGUGACUAUUCACAACCGCAGUGCCAACCAGAUGAAUAUUGGAAAGCAACGUACAUCAUGGGGCAUGUCCAAAAAAAGGUAUUCACAAAUCGCAAGCGCCGAAACAUCAUGGUGGUAGUUUAAUAAACUGCUGAGAGGUUCCCUUUAUUAACAAAGCACUCC
Bufo bufo (common toad) is the source of this 3727-nucleotide messenger RNA. RefSeq names its product transferrin receptor (gene TFRC). The record is from RefSeq and is a predicted model, not a curated record. The transcript has 19 exons. Gene Ontology annotation, cellular component: external side of plasma membrane. Bases 16 to 2340 code for a protein of 774 amino acids. Gene Ontology annotation, biological process: iron ion transport; intracellular iron ion homeostasis. NCBI's taxonomy places the organism in Eukaryota, Metazoa, Chordata, Amphibia, Anura, Bufonidae.